GCGGGGGAUAGCCGGGGAGGGGGCGGGCUGCGGAGCGCUGCGUCGGGGCCUGGCGGCAUGUGGCGGCGGGUGUUGCGGCCCCUGUGCGCCGCGAUGGGGAGCGCCUUCCCCUCAGGCUCGCGCCCCGGCGCCGCUGUCCCCGGGGGCGGUGUGGGGCGGCCGGCACGGCGCGCGGGGGGCGGCGCCGGCGCGACCUGGGCGCGGGGGGCGGCGGAGCGGCGCCGGGCGGCAGAUGAUGCUCUUUCCAAAUUCAACAUUGACUUUGUUGUAGCUCUGCUGAGGCAAGAAAAUGCUAAAGAUAUUUGUGUCAUCCAGGUACCUCCAGAAAUAAGAUACUGUGAUUAUUUUAUAAUUGUGAGUGGAUCUUCAACACGACAUCUCCAUGCAAUGGCAUAUUACAUGCUGAAAAUGUAUAAGCAUCAGAAAGAAGAAAGUGAUCCUCAUGCUCAUAUUGAAGGGAAAGAGACAGAUGACUGGCUGUGCAUUGAUUUUGGUAGCAUAGUGAUGCAUUUCAUGCUCCCAGAGACAAGAGAGACUUACGAAUUGGAAAAGCUAUGGACUCUCCAUUCCUAUGAUGACCAGUUAGCACAGAUGACUCCACAGUCACUGCCAGAAGACUUUAUAUUUGGACUCACUCCCCAACAGCAGUGAUAAUCGUCUUGCAACAAGAACUUAAUGCAGCUACUGAGUUGCCCAAAUGGAAAGUGAAAUGAGUAUGCCUUCACGCACCUCCGAGAGGCGUAUAGUGUGAUUAUUGGCUUAGGUCACUACAGUUGAUUAUUACAAAACAGUAGGUUUUAUUGGAUGUGCCUAUGUAAGUUGCUGAACAAGCUAGUAAAAUAAUUGGGCUUUAUCAUAAGGAAGGAGUCAAAUCAUAAGGAAAUUUCAUGGUGGAGUCACUGUCUUAAUGGUGGUUGUAGUGAGAACAGCUGGGUACUGACAGCUACUUAAGCUACUUCUGAAACUCAGUCUCUGCCCCUCAAGCUACUUCUGAAACUCAGUCUCUGCCCCUCCAAUGAAUGUUUUUCUAAUAUCGUUGAAGGGUCCUCCUGUAACGAUGGUGCACAUGAAGUAUCGUUCCUGCAAAAAGUCUGAGUGCUGCAAGGCGGAGAGCUGGAACAGUAUGGCUUAGGUAAAACCUUUUUGCAUUAGGUCAGUUGCUUCUGGUCAUGAUAAAGCAAAUCGUACUCCAUUUGAGUUGAAAGAAGAGGGAAAACAGCCUGAUACUAACUGAGCGCAUAAAAGCUAAGAGCAGUGGCAAAUGUGUCUUGAGUUAACAGAACAGUAAUUCUGUUUUUCAGCCAAGGCCAAUCUGUUUUUAAUUAAAAAAAAAAAAAUAAACAGAAAAAACCCAA
This is a messenger RNA of Dromaius novaehollandiae (emu), 1355 nucleotides long. RefSeq names its product mitochondrial assembly of ribosomal large subunit 1 (gene MALSU1). Gene Ontology annotation, cellular component: mitochondrion. Gene Ontology annotation, biological process: negative regulation of ribosome biogenesis; negative regulation of translation. The record is from RefSeq and is a predicted model, not a curated record. The transcript is spliced from 4 exons. Bases 58 to 651 code for a protein of 197 amino acids. Gene Ontology annotation, molecular function: ribosomal large subunit binding. NCBI's taxonomy places the organism in Eukaryota, Metazoa, Chordata, Aves, Casuariiformes, Dromaiidae.